UCCGCGGACCGCUCGGGUCAGACCCCUCAGCUCCGCGCGACAGCCAACUAGCAGCCCUCGGACAGCCUCUGGACAGACUCUGGGCAGCCUUUGAAAGGAAUCGUUCGGAAGGGGAUGAGAGAGAAAAAAGACUGCUUUUAACUCGACAAAGAUGGUGGUGACGACGGCAGAGGCUGCUGUUGCUGCUGUUCCGCGAAAGCAGGAGGAAAUGGAAGACAACGCAGAGGCCGUCCUGGAGGGCCUGCAGGGCCUGCGCGAGCUGGUGCAAGCUGACGCGGACCUGGUGUGUCCGGUGACGGACGAAUUCCUGUCCCGGUUCCUCUGGGCCGCGGACCUCGACGUCAAAAAAUCGUACCACCUGGUCCAGGAGUACUUCGCCGCGAGGCGCGACUACCCGGACGUGUUCCUGCUCAACGACCCCAACAUGUACGUGUCCAUCUUCGAGAGCAACGAGCUGGGCUUCGAGCUGGCCGACAGAGACGCCCUGGGCCGCCGGAUCUUCGUCGCCAGGAUAGGUGACAUGGACCCCACCCGCCACAAGUUCGAGGAGGUCCUGCAGACGUGCCUGAUGACGCUCGAGUCCCUGUCCGUGGACCCCGAGGUGCAGCGGCUCGGCAUCGUGGUGCUGGUGGACAUCACGCGCUUCUCCUACAAGCUGGUGCGCUGGCUGACACCCUACAAGAUCAAGGUGUCCCUCAAGUUUCUGCAGGACUGCAUCCCCAUUAAAAUGCAGGCCUUCUACUGCGUGAACGCGCCGCGGGUCUUCAGCCUCACUUACAACGCGGUGAAGCCGCUAAUGAAGGAGGAGUUCAGACGGAAGAUUUCUUGGCACAAUGGUGACCUGUCGUCGCUGCACAAGGUGAUCCCCCCCUGCGUGCUCACAAAAGACUUCGGAGGCACCGGGGAGGUCAACUGGGCCGAUUGGUUCAACCACGUCUUAGAAAAGAAACCUAUGUUCGAAGAACUAAAAUCGUACGGGUACGUGAAGCAGCGCAAAUAAGUACAUCGCCUAGUUUUAACUAAUUGGAAGAACAUUGUCUGUGUUUACUGUUUACCUUUUACUUUAUAAUGUGCCACUUUUCACUCACGCAGGAUAUUUUCCCGCUCCUUUUCCAUGCUUACUGUAUAGUAUUUCAUCAAUCUGUGAUGGACAAGUAAAUAAACUACCAGUUAACGUA
Thrips palmi is the source of this 1178-nucleotide messenger RNA. RefSeq names its product alpha-tocopherol transfer protein-like. Gene Ontology annotation, molecular function: phosphatidylinositol bisphosphate binding. The coding region runs from base 152 to 1000 and encodes 282 amino acids. Gene Ontology annotation, cellular component: membrane. The record is from RefSeq and is a predicted model, not a curated record. The transcript is spliced from 8 exons. Lineage: Eukaryota; Metazoa; Arthropoda; Insecta; Thysanoptera; Thripidae.